UUCAUCUCACAAUAGAUACACAUUGAAACCACCGGAGAGAGAGAGAAAGAGAGAGCGAUUAUGGCGGAGGGGCAAUCCCCGGAGAACUCACCGCCGGCUCCUCCUCCUCCUACUCCCUCUUCCAACGAUCAACAAACAGCAGCUCCUCCUCCUUCCGACAAUCAACAAACAACAUCUCCUCCUCCUCCAUCUUCACCUGACCUAGCUUCUCCACCUCAACAACAACAAGAAUCACCACCUCCUCCUUCACCGGAAAAUUCAUCUGAUGGUUCUUCCUCUUCGCCUCCACCACCGCCGUCUGACUCCUCCUCACAAUCACAAUCUCCACCUCCUCCUUCUUCACCGUCCCCGCCGCAGCAAAGUGACAACAAAGGAAACGAUGGGAGCAGCGGUGAUGGAGGAAACAAGAACCCUUCCCAUACUCCUCCACCACCGUCUAAGACUUCCGACCGUAGCUCCCCCUCGGCACCAAAAUCGCUGGCUCCACCUUCAAGAGAGGGUGGCUCGAAUUCGUCAAGUAACGAUGGUCUGAACAUUGGUGCUGUUAUAGGACUUGUGGCUGCAGCUGGAUUUUUGUUCCUUGUCAUGAUCUUGCUAUGUGUCUGUUGUCUUCGGAAGAAGAAGAAGAAAUCAAAGCUUGAUCAGAUGCCGUAUUACGGAAGCAAUGCUUACGCCGCUGGCAAAACCGGGAAUGAUCAAUAUUUUAAUAGUGUUGCUACACAACAACAACAUUACAACCAAGAUGUUGCUACACAACAACAACAACACUACAACCAAAAUGAUCACAUUGUGAAUCUGCCUCCACCUCCGGGAUCAAUAGGAACAAAUUGGGUGAAUUCACCGCCGCCACCACCACCUUCAGGAAACUGGCAGCCAAUGCCGUCACCACCAGCACCAAUGUCAGGAGGCGUAAAUGUUAUUCAGAGCGGCGAGAUGGGCUCAAAUUUCUCAUCAGGUCCAUACGCUCCAUCUCUACCACCGCCUCACCCUUCAGUGGCCUUGGGAUUCAACCAAAGCACAUUCACUUACGAGGAGCUCGCUGCCGCAACUCAAGGUUUCUCAAAAGACCGUUUGUUGGGACAAGGCGGGUUCGGUUAUGUUCACAAAGGAAUCUUGCCUAACGGUAAGGAGAUCGCGGUGAAGAGCCUUAAAGCUGGAAGCGGGCAAGGCGAUAGAGAAUUCCAGGCAGAGGUUGAGAUCAUUAGCCGCGUUCAUCAUAGACAUCUUGUGUCUCUUGUUGGAUAUUGCAGUAAUGCUGGAGGACAGAGGCUGUUGGUCUAUGAGUUUCUCCCUAAUGACACACUUGAGUUCCACCUUCAUGGGAAAAGUGGGACUGUGAUGGAUUGGCCAACGAGACUCAAGAUUGCCUUAGGAUCAGCAAAAGGUCUUGCUUAUCUUCAUGAAGAUUGUCAUCCUAAAAUCAUUCAUAGAGACAUUAAAGCUUCAAACAUUCUUCUUGACCUUAACAUGGAAGCCAAGGUUGCAGAUUUUGGUUUGGCUAAGCUUUCUCAAGACAACAACACACAUGUGUCGACUAGGGUCAUGGGAACAUUCGGAUACUUAGCUCCUGAAUACGCAUCGAGUGGGAAACUAACAGAGAAAUCAGAUGUUUUCUCUUUCGGAGUUAUGCUUCUUGAGCUCGUAACCGGGCGUAGACCGGUUGAUCUAAGUGGUGAGAUGGAAGAUAGUUUGGUCGAUUGGCGAGGAGAUGCACACUGGAGGAAGCACUAA
Molecule: messenger RNA, 1731 nt
Organism: Camelina sativa (false flax)
Lineage: Eukaryota; Viridiplantae; Streptophyta; Magnoliopsida; Brassicales; Brassicaceae
Source: RefSeq, a predicted model, not a curated record